GUUCUCAAUUUGGCGUUGCUGCAGUCGGCCAAUCACGGGAUGGGGGAAAGCAAUGACCUAAGCCGAACCUGCGAAAACCAAAAGCAGUUCGAACUUCGUCAAUUCUCGCCAGUGCUCUGAACCCCCCUCUCUCUCCUCUCUCCAAUUGUCCCCCCCCUCUUCCAUCCUCUUUAUCGGUCUUCUCUCGUCCCUCUCCAUCUCCAGAUGGCUACCUCUAGGUCAGUCGCGAGGCUGCUCGCCUACCGCCGCCCCGUGCCCUCCGUUCUACCCUCGUCUUUCCUCUCGACCGCAAACUUCUCCUCCUCGGUGACCCGCGCAGCUACGCCAGCUGGACCUCCCCAGCCUGGCUUCCGUCUUCCUCCUCCCCGUAAAUGGGAUCAGGACCCGGAGUCUUCUCUCGACAAGGCCAGCAAAUACUUCCUUAUGGCCGAGAUCUUCCGGGGUAUGUACGUGGUGUUGGAGCAGUUCUUCAGACCACCAUACACCAUUUUCUACCCCUUCGAGAAGGGCCCCAUCUCCCCUCGAUUCCGUGGUGAACACGCCCUAAGACGCUACCCUACCGGUGAAGAGCGUUGUAUCGCAUGCAAGCUCUGUGAAGCUAUCUGCCCUGCCCAGGCUAUCACCAUUGAGGCUGAAGAGCGUGUGGACGGAAGUCGCCGGACGACCCGAUAUGAUAUUGACAUGACCAAGUGUAUCUACUGCGGCUACUGCCAGGAGAGUUGCCCGGUUGAUGCUAUUGUUGAGACCCCCAACGCCGAGUAUGCUACCGAGACCCGCGAAGAACUGCUGUACAACAAGGAGAAGCUCCUCUCAAACGGUGACAAGUGGGAGCCUGAGAUUGCUGCUGCUGUUAGAGCCGAUGCUCCUUACCGAUAAAUCACUAUGCAGUUGCCUCCUCCAUCUCAGACGCUUUCCUAAUAAUGAACAAACACAUCCAAGCUCUCUCAUUAUAUAGGACGGACGGGAUUCAGGAGAGAAAAAAAAAUUUCGUUACGAGGAAAAGCAAACUUUCCCACUAGAUCCAUGAAUUGCGAG
Aspergillus ochraceoroseus IBT 24754 is the source of this 1035-nucleotide messenger RNA. RefSeq names its product NuoI/complex I 23 kDa subunit family protein. The record is from RefSeq and is a predicted model, not a curated record. Gene Ontology annotation, molecular function: 4 iron, 4 sulfur cluster binding; NADH dehydrogenase activity. Gene Ontology annotation, biological process: mitochondrial electron transport, NADH to ubiquinone; mitochondrial respiratory chain complex I assembly. Gene Ontology annotation, cellular component: membrane. Lineage: Eukaryota; Fungi; Ascomycota; Eurotiomycetes; Eurotiales; Aspergillaceae. The transcript has 3 exons. Bases 205 to 876 code for a protein of 223 amino acids.